Molecule: messenger RNA, 875 nt
Organism: Aspergillus alliaceus
Lineage: Eukaryota; Fungi; Ascomycota; Eurotiomycetes; Eurotiales; Aspergillaceae
Exons: 1
Coding region: 103-861 (252 amino acids)
Source: RefSeq, a predicted model, not a curated record
CGCCGAUCUGCCGGCUGGAUCUUUCAUUUCAUCUUCAAAUUUAUAUUUAUUUCACUAGACUCGCCUUCUAUAUUCCUAGGUAGACCUAAUCCGAGGAAAGAAAUGGUUCCUCAUAACCGCCCUCGGCCCCGAAUCACCUUCUGGAUGCGCGUCCGCCGGUUCAUCUAUACCUUCGAGUCACCUCUCCGCCUACGUGGCACUCUGAUCCGCCUCAGCCACCGACAUAAGUAUCCCAUCCUCGCAUUACUGCGCCUCUUGCUACCUCUACCAACAUGGCACUUUCGGGUCCCAGAACCAGUACCUUUAAGAAUAAUGCUGAACAAUAUCCCCCUUCUGGAGUCUCGGAUGGCCUCCGCAGAUCUCACUAACAUGCGCUCUGUGCCUAUCUGGCGCGCAAGAGAUACUCCUAUCCGUUCACUGUACCGACUUUACGAAGCCAUGGCGGCGCGUGAGUAUUACGCCAUAGGGCCAGAGGUCGAGUAUUUCUGGUAUCAGCGGUCCUGGACACUCUGCUGUGUGCCGGACCCGCGCGAUCCCGACCCCGUGCGGUACGCGAUCCUUGCUUGUAUCACCGAGGAGCUAGCCAAGGCGUUUAACUGGCGGUUAAGUUUGGGCAUGCGGCGUGAUAGACGCAAACAUGUUUAUCGUAAGACCCUUGACGAAGUGCUUCCCUCUUACACACCAGAAACCGCUCCUACCUGGACUAAGAGCGUGCCCGCAAUCGAUAUCGAGUUGAUUGCGGACUUGCCAGAUGAUGCGCUCGACGCAUCAGGCAGACUAGUACUGGAAGCAGGCGGAAAGAGCCCCGUAUUUGCCGAGAGAAAUAUUGUAACUGAUACUGGUCACUUCUACACGGUUUGAAGCCUGUCAGGAGC